AUUAUUAACAACUUCAAACAGGAAAAGGAUGUCCAAACACUAUCUACUACAAGGAUUCUAAUUAUUCAUUAAAAAAUAGCAUAUGGAGGACCUAGGUGUGACACAUUCAUGGAUAAAUGAGAAAAGGGCAAAAUGGGUGGAAAAUAACUCCAAAUGUGUAUAACUUUUGAUCCGUAGACCCACUUUAUAUGGACAGAAAGCUUCUAUGGGUUGGACCCAAUAAAUUUCCCACCUUUGGGACUUGUUGAUUACUUAUUGUUCUUUAUUUAUGUUCUACAUCAAUAGGUUUUUGCACUUGAGGGUUUAUAGAUGGACGUUGAAGGAAAAGAUGAUAAGUGUUUCAAUAUCCAUUCCUAGACAAGAGAGGGAAGCUGUGGAAGAGAAAGAGAUUAGAAAUGAUAACCAUCAAUUGGGAGUUAAUGAUGAAGUAAAAAAUAAGCACUUAUUGAGGUCAGGACAAUUGGGGAUGUGCAAUGCUUCUUAUUGUACAUCAUGCCCGAUAUCUUGCUAUUAUGAAAGACCACUUACAUUCAGAGUUUCACAGCGGUUUGAUCACUAUAAUGAUGAUGUUCAACGUCGAGGUGUAAAGGCAUGGAAACAAGAAAAGUUAUCGUUACUAAAACAUUUUAUGUUUGGGGUCAUCAAUCCACAUGCCAAAGUUGUUAGAGGGUGGACUCAAUUAGUUAUCACUUCUUGCUCAUUCGCCACUGUCAUAGACCCCUUAUUCUGUUACUUGUUGUCAGUGAAUAAGGGCUUUAAGUGCAUAGGGAUUGAUUCACGAAUGACAACACCCAUUGUGGUUUUUAGAAGCAUGAUGGACCUUAUAUUCCUCAUGCACAUGCUUGUUCAGUUCAGGUUAGCAUUCUUUUCACCUGAAUCAAGAGUUCUAGGUGCUCCAGAAUUGGUUGAUCAUCCUAGAAAAACGGUGUUACAUUAUCUUUCUGGGUAUUUUUUCCUUGACCUAUUUAUUGUACUACCAAUUCCUCAGAUAAUCGUAUUAUUUAUCCUACCAAAUGCCAUUGCAUCAUUGGGAAUAAAUUAUGAAAAGGAUCUUUUGCGAGCAGCUGUUCUUGUUCAAUACAUUCCAAGGUUAUUCCGAAUUUCCAAGCUUAUUGAUGGCAUGGGUGCAAGUGGUUACAUUCCUUGGUCAGGAUACUCGCUGGUUAUAUCCAAUCUUCAGAUUUUCGUCUCGGCUGGUCAUUUUGUAGGGUCAUGUUGGUAUUUGUUAGGUUUACAGAGGGUGAAUCAAUGCCUUCAAGACGCUUGCCAUAAUUCUACAAUCAUGCAUUGUAUGAAGUUUAUAGAUUGUGGGAAAGGGAAGGAGUCUUGGGCCUUUGAUGGUGAUCAAAUAUGGAAUAAAUGGAAACAAGAUAAAAAUUCGAGUGCAUGUUUUACCGAAGAUGGUUUCCCGUAUGGAAUUUAUGUGAAGGCUGUGAAUCUUAUUGUAGACAAUAGUAUGAUCACAAGAUGUGCGUACUCUAUGUUUUGGGGGUUACAGCAAAUCAGUACAUUGGCUGGCAAUCAAACUCCAAGUUAUUUUUUCUGGGAAAUCCUUUUUACCAUGUUUAUCAUUGGUGUUGGACUUCUACUAUUUUCCUUUCUGAUCGGAAGCAUGCAGAACUUUCUUCAAGGUCUCGGUCGUAGAGAAAUGGAAACAUUAGUUAGACGACGUGAUGUUGAAGAGUGGAUGAGACACGAGAACUUACCAGAAAACCUACGAAGAAAAGUUCGAGAGUCGGAGUAUUUUAAUGGGGCUGCUACCCAAGGGAUUGAUGGAGAAAUGCUAAUGCAGAAUUUACCUGAAGACUUGCAAAGAGAUGUUCGCCAUCACCUCUUUAAGUUUUUCAAGAAAGUCCGGAUUUUUGCGUAUAUGGAUGAACCACUUUUAGAUGCAAUAUAUGCACGGUUAAGGAAAAAGACAUAUAUUAAAGGAGGCAAAGUUUUAUAUAUAGGUGGGGUUGUGACGAAAAUGGUUUUUAUUGCAAGAGGGAAGCUGGAGAUCAUAGUAGAAAAUGGGAAUAAAGUUCUGUUGUCAGAAGGCGAUGUAUGCGGUGAAGAACUUCUCAUAUCGUACUUUGAACAUUUCUUAGUUAAUAGAGGAAAAAGAUUGAUUAGCAACAGAACGGUGAAAUGCUUAUCGAAUGUGGAGGCAUAUGUUAUUUGGGUUGCAGAACUUGAAGAAGUAACCAACCUUUUUUCUGAAUACUUCAGGAAUCCUCGUUUUCAGUAUGCCAUAAGGAACAAAUCCCUAUACUGGCGAACCAUGGCGGCAACCACUAUCCAGGUGGCAUGGAGACACUAUAAGAAGCGCCAAAACCGUGCAAAAACCUCACGUGGAAUGGCUGGAAUUUGGUGA
Molecule: messenger RNA, 2356 nt
Organism: Lactuca saligna
Lineage: Eukaryota; Viridiplantae; Streptophyta; Magnoliopsida; Asterales; Asteraceae
Source: the annotation of a GenBank genome assembly